AUGGCUGAAAAGGACCUCCCAUUACCAAAGUUUGGAGAAUGGGAUGUGAAUGACCCUUCUUCAGCUGAGGGAUUCACUGUUAUCUUCAACAAAGCUAGAAACGAGAAAAAGGGUGGUGGUGGUGGUGUAUCUGACUCACCAGGGAAAGAUGAACCUGGAUAUAAUAAAACUGGCCAUGCUCUUGGGAAUGGGAAGCCCACUUCAUACUGCGUGAAGAAGACUGGAGCUUGUCUGAGAAGCCAUGACAGUCACUUGUGGAUUCUGGUUGGAGUUGUUUCAGAGUGGUGUGUUUUGGUGAUUCUGGUCUGGUGCAAGGAGGAUGAAUGUAUUUAG
Molecule: messenger RNA, 333 nt
Organism: Eruca vesicaria subsp. sativa (arugula)
Lineage: Eukaryota; Viridiplantae; Streptophyta; Magnoliopsida; Brassicales; Brassicaceae
Source: the annotation of a GenBank genome assembly